CUUCAUACUGUGUAGAACGCCCCAUCACUGGCAGGGUUUACGUGAUCGGUUGAUUUCUUUUGUAAAUAAAGAAAAAAAGUAAUCAAACAAAAAUAAAGUUAAAAGUUGAAAGUAAAAAAAAUAUAUAAGAAAAAAGAUAAAAUACAAUGUCUACUGCAGCUUCAGCAUUUUCCAGUUCGGAAACAGCGGCACUAGAAAGAGAGACCGAAAGGACAGAUGAGACAGAAGUAACUUUUGAACAAAUUUGGAAUGAGGAACAAAGUAAAAAUUGCAUCGAAUGGAUUCGCAAAAAUGGUUACAAAAAAGUUUGCUUACAAUUCCCUGAUAGUUAUUUAAAGCACAGCGAUGCCAUUGCCUCAAAUAUUAAGAAGGCCGUUCUGACCUCUUUGGAAGGUGACAAAGACUUUAAAGUCUUCAUAUUGGCCGAUACAUCUUAUGGUAGCUGUUGUGUGGACGAGAUUGCCGCUGCCCACGUUGACGCUGACAGUGUGGUGCACUUUGGCAAUGCUUGUCGCAGUAAAGUGUCUCGCCUGCCGGUCUACUAUUCUUUUCCACAAUUUGAAAUUGAUUUGCAAAAAUUUUAUGACUACUUGACAAUGUUUGGUCAGAGUGCUAAAGACCAAAUUGUAACAAUUUAUUUUGAUAUAGGUUAUCAUCACCUUUUCGAAAAAUGCAACGAGGAAUUAAAAAAUAUUUUAAAAAGCUUUGACUCAAAAGAAGUGAACAUUGUCUGCUAUUGUGGCAAUACAUUUGGUAAAUUAUUAGAAAGUGGCGAAAUUAUCACCAUGUUCAAUGAUUAUGACAAACAUAUCAAUGAAUUAGAUGAGACCCGUGUGUGUUUGUUUGUGGGUGGUGAUAAUCAACGAUUUUUCAAUUUAUCUCUAAGUUCGAAGGCUGCAAAAUGGUUUAUAUAUGAUGCCUCCUCUGGCAGAGGCAGUGAAAAAAAUCCCUUAACAGCCAACUAUAUACGACGUCGUUAUUAUUAUAUAGAAAAAUGCAAGGAUGCUGUAACUUUGGGGUUAAUUGUUGCCACACUUACGGCAGAUGGUUAUUUAGAUGUGGUUAAACGUUUACAACUGAUGGCAAAAUCUCGUGGCAUCAAGACGCAGAUAAUUUCAGUUGGUCGUAUUAAUCCAGCUAAAUUGGCCAAUUUCCUAGAAAUUGAUUGUUUCGUUCUGAUUGGCUGUGCAUUUAAUAACAUGUUUGAGUCUAAAGAAUUUUAUAAACCGGUAGUAUCAGUUUUUGAAGCUGAAAUGGCCUUAAAUCCUGCCUGGCACAUGCGCUAUCCUGAAUCAUAUGUUACCGAUUUCAAAGAACUCUUACCUGAGGGAAAAAGUUUUCUUGAAUUCAAUGCAAAUGAUAUAAAUCAAGAUGAUAUAAGUUUACUGACUGGACGUUUACGUAAUUGCACGAAUGGUACCAAUGGUAAUAACGUUGAAGUAUCAGCUCUGAGCGAAAAACAACAGGCCUUAGUAGCACAGCCAAGAAUGGAAGUUAUGACCACUAAUACAGGUUUAACGUUUGAAGAUCGAACUUGGCAAGGUCUAGAUCCAGCACUUGGUCAAACGGAACCAGCUAAACUGCAAAAGGGUCUUAGUGGAAUUCCAAUUAAGUACUCUCAUGAUUAAAUUAUUUGUUAAUUUCAUUGGAAAGACUUAAAAAUAACAUACGAAUAUUUUCUACAAAUUA
This is a messenger RNA of Lucilia cuprina (Australian sheep blowfly), 1689 nucleotides long. RefSeq names its product 2-(3-amino-3-carboxypropyl)histidine synthase subunit 2 (gene Dph2). NCBI's taxonomy places the organism in Eukaryota, Metazoa, Arthropoda, Insecta, Diptera, Calliphoridae. Gene Ontology annotation, molecular function: 2-(3-amino-3-carboxypropyl)histidine synthase activity. The coding region runs from base 147 to 1628 and encodes 493 amino acids. Gene Ontology annotation, biological process: protein histidyl modification to diphthamide. The record is from RefSeq and is a predicted model, not a curated record. The transcript has 3 exons.